This is a messenger RNA of Magallana angulata, 6922 nucleotides long. Its product is annotated as echinoderm microtubule-associated protein-like 6. The transcript has 36 exons. The coding region runs from base 8 to 5890 and encodes 1960 amino acids. Gene Ontology annotation, molecular function: microtubule binding. NCBI's taxonomy places the organism in Eukaryota, Metazoa, Mollusca, Bivalvia, Ostreida, Ostreidae. The record is from RefSeq and is a predicted model, not a curated record.
UUGCAGAAUGGCGACCAAAACUGCACCAAAGAGCCAACUGCGGCUGGAGUGGGUGUUCGGUUAUAGAGGCCACCAAUGUCGCAACAAUCUCUAUUACACGGCCAGCAAAGAAGUUACCUAUUUUGUAGCCGGUGUGGGGAUUGUUUACAACCCUAGGGAACAUAAACAACGCUUCUUUUUGGGACACGAUGACGAUAUUUUGUGUUUGGCUCUCCAUCCUGACAAAACUAUGGUUGCCACCGGACAAACUGGAAAGAAUCCCUUCAUCUGUGUGUGGGACACAACUACAAUGGAGACGGUGUCCAUUCUCCAGGAUGGACACCAGAAUGGCGUGGCUGCUGUAGGAUUUGAUGAAGAAGGAGGGCGUGUGGUUUCUGUGGGCUUAGACCAGCAUGCUACUAUCAAUGUAUGGGACUGGAGAAAAGGCAAGAUCCUAGCAACUGUCAGGGGACAUUCAGACAGGGUGUUUGAUGUCCAGUUUAAUCCCUACGCUGAGAAUUCUUUGGUCAGCUGUGGUGUGAAACACAUCAAGUUCUGGUCUCUGUGUGGGAACGCUCUCACUGCCAAGAAAGGAGUGUUUGGAAAGACAGGGGAAAUCCAAACCAUCAUGUGUCUGGCCUUCGGGCCGGAUGACACGACAUACUCCGGAACUCUGGCUGGAGAUAUUUAUGUCUGGAGAGGAAACAACUUGGACAGAGUCAUUCCAGCUGCUCAUCAAGGUGCAAUAUUUACAUUGGACAUGUCUGAAGAUGGUUAUAGCACAGGGGGCAAGGAUGGAACUGUCAGAUUGUGGGACCCAGACUUCAAACCUGUGACUAGUGUAAAUUUGUCUAACUCACCUGUCGGAUAUAAAGGCCUGUCGGUGCGCAGUGUGUGUUGGCGGGGGGAUAGAGUUCUGAUCGGGACACAGGACAGUCAGAUAUUUGAGGUGAUUGUACGAGACCGGGACAAACCCCGCUGUAUUGUUGAUGGCCACGCAGAGGGAGAGUUAUGGGCCUUAGCCGUGCAUCCAAAGAAGCCCAUCUUUGCAACUGGAAGUGAUGACCAGACGUUAAGGCUCUGGAACAUGAACAAUUUUGAGGCGAUCUCAAAGGUGUCGGUGGACCAGAAGAUCAGGAGCUGUGCUUUUGAUGCAGAUGGAAGCCAUAUUGCAUUGGGUCUCACUGAUGGAUCGUUCAUGGUCCUAAAAACUAGAGAUUUGUCGGAGGUGAUCCACCUAAAGGACAGGAAGGAGGUGAUCCAUGAGAUGAAGUUCUCUCCGUGCGGGAAGUACCUUGCCGUCGCCUCCAACGACAACUUUGUGGACAUUUACUCCACGGAGCAGCGGUACAAACUGCUGGGGACGUGUCGCGGUAGCUCCAGCUUCAUCACCCACAUUGAUUGGUCCACGGACAGUAACUACCUACAGACAAACAGCGGGGCGGCGGAGAGACUCUUCUUUAAAAUGCCAGCUGGGAAACAGGUGACUAACAGAGAAGAGAUCUCCAGCAUACACUGGUACACAUUCACCGGGGUCCUUGGAAAUGAGGUCAACGGCAUCUGGGAGAAGUACACAGACACAAACGACGUGAACGCGGUGGACGCUUACUUCCAGGGAGAGGUUCUGGUCACGGGGGAUGAUUUCGGUCUCGUCAAACUGUUCAAGUUUCCUUGUUUGAAAAAAGGUGCAAAGUUCAGGAAAUAUGUUGGACACUCGGCUCAUGUGACCAAUGUGAGAUUUUCCCAUGACAAGACGCGGGUUAUCACGACAGGCGGGGCAGACCAUGCGGUGUUCCAGUGGAAGUUCCUGGCGGACGGGAGCAGUGAGCCCGACCCCCAGUCAGGUUUUGUGGACUCUAACAGCGAGGAGAGUGAUUCUGAUUUAUCCGAUGUGGCCGACAUGGACUCAGAUCUGGAGGCAGAGAAGCAGGUGGUGUAUUCCAGGGCCAUCUACAAGGAGGAUGCUGCUAAAAUCAGGAAACUGACUAAAGACGAACUACAGGCAGGACAGAAACGGAAGAGAGGUCCUACAGCAGGACUCAAACUCCAAUUUAUCCAUGGGUAUCGUGGCUACGACUGCCGCAAUAACUUAUUCUACACCCAGAACGGUGAGGUAGUGUACCACGUAGCUGCCGCCGGCAUUGUUUACAACAGGGACAAGCACUCGCAGAAGUUCUACACAGAGCACACAGAUGACAUCCUUUGUCUGUGUAUUCACCCCAUCAAAGACCUUGUGGCCACAGGACAGGUUGGUCGAGAUCCGUCAGUUCAUGUGUGGGAUGCAGAGACUUUGAAGACUGCCUCUAUUUUAAAAGGACAGCAUCAAAGGGGAGUGUGUGCUGUAGAUUUCUCAGGGGACGGUAAGAAGCUGGCAUCUGUAGGCCUGGAUGAUAACCACUGUAUCGUGGUCUGGGACUGGAGGAAGGGAGAGAAACUGGCCACCACAAGGGGUCAUAAGGAUAAGAUAUUUGUCAUUAAGUGGAAUCCAUUUGAAGCCAACAAGCUGAUUACAGUGGGAGUUAAACACAUCAAGUUCUGGACUCAAGCGGGUGGUGGUUUCACUUCCACUCGCGGUACUUUUGGAAAUGUGUCCAAGUCAUGUGACAUGCUGUGUGUAGCAUUUGGGAGGGCGUCAGACAUCAGUUUCUCGGGAGGAAGUGAUGGCAAUGUUUUUAUAUGGAAAGAUUCCACCCUUCAAAAAUCUGUGAAGGCACACGAAGGCCCACUCUUUGCCAUGCAUUCUCUGGAUAAGGGUUUUGUAACAGGUGGUAAGGACGGGAUGAUAGGUCUGUGGGACGACCAGUUUGAGCGCUGUCUGAAGCAAUACUACAUCAAGAAGUCAGGGAUCGAGCAGUCCUCGCGGGGCGUACUGAUGACAGACCUGCCCCCCAUUAGGGCCAUUGUCCUGGGUCAUGGCAAGAUCCUGGUGGGAACCAAGAAUGGAGAGGUGCUGGAGGUGGACAAGGGUGGCCCCAUGACAAUCCUGGCUCAGGGUCACAUGCAGGGAGAGCUGUGGGGCCUUGGUAUGCACCCCACAAAGCCGAUUUGUGCCACGGUCAGUGACGACAAGACUCUUAGGGUGUGGGACCUGGCUACUGAACACAAGAUGAUCAGCUACAAGAUCCUUAAACAGGCCGGAAGGAGUGUCGGCUUCUCUUCUGAUGGCAAAUUUCUGGCUGUCGGUCAGAAAGAUGGAAGCUUCAUGGUUGUAAAUGGAGAGAAUAUGGAGGAAGUGAUCUCGUUCCAUCACAGAAAAGAGGAAAUCUCUGACAUUAAGUUCUCUCCAGGAGAAGGCAAGUACCUGGCUGUGGCUUCCCAUGACAACUUUGUGGACAUUUACAACGUGCUCAGUAAGAAGAGAGUGGGGACCUGCAAGGCGGCCUCCAGUUACAUCACCCACGUGGACUGGGAUGGGGCAGGAAAAUUGUUGAUGGUGAACACUGGGGCAAAGGAACAGCUGUUUUAUGAAGCGCCCCGGGGUAAGAGACUGACGCUUAGUAACUCAGAGGUGGAGAAACUUAACUGGGCCACAUGGACCUGUGUUCUAGGGAAGACGUGUGAGGGGAUCUGGCCACCGAAGAGUGACAUCACAGAUGUCAAUGCCACCUGUCUCUCCAAGGACAGACAACUCCUGGCCACUGGAGAUGACUUUGGGUUUGUCAAGCUGUUCCAGUAUCCAGUCAAGGGAAAGUUUGCCAAACAUAAGCGGUAUGUAGGUCACUCAGCCCAUGUGACCAAUGUGCGAUGGUCGGCUGACGACAAGCUGCUGGUGUCGACCGGUGGGGCAGAUACUGCGGUCAUGGUGUGGCAGUGUAGCUCUGCGGCGGACAGAAACACCACAUGUGGAGAGAGCGAUGACUCGGACACUGAUUCUGAGGAAGAGGGAGGAUAUGACAGUGAUGUUGAACGAGAAAAGAAUAUAGACUACAACACAAAGAUUUAUGUCAACCCAAUCCGAGAGAAAGAGGGCACCAAACCACACCUACAGGAGCACGCCGAGGUGGAGAAACCCAGUGUCAGUAGGAAUGCUCCUAUCCCUCCCAAGGUACAGCGGGUGGAGAUCCCGUCCACAGGCUCCAAACGCAAGAAGAUCACCCCUGUCAAUGAUUUACAGUUGGAGUAUGUCCACGGCUACAGAGGAUUUGAUUCCAGGAACAACCUACACUACAUCAAUGAUGGGGCAGACAUUGUGUUCCAUGCUGCCGGCGCCGGAAUUGUUCAGAAUCUGUCCACAGGAAAUCAAAGUUUCUACCUGGAACACACAGAUGACAUCAUAUGUCUAGCGGUCAACCAGCACAGCAAGUUUAAGAACAUCGUUGCCUCGGGUCAGAUUGGAAAUCCUCCAUCCAUACAUGUGUGGGAUGCUGUCACCAAGGAAACCAAGUCCAUGUUAAGGGGAGGUCACUCUCGUGGAGUAUGCUCAGUCGAUUUCUCCUGUACAGGGAAGUACAUUGUGUCAGUAGACUUGGCAGAUGAUCAUCAAAUAGCUGUGUGGAGAUGGCAAGAUGGUGUGAAAGUAGCAAGUGCCCCUGGACAUAACCAGCGGAUAUUCCGUGCUGAGUUCCGCCCGGACUCGGACAGUCAGUUUGUGUCCGUGGGGGUGAAGCAUGUCAAGUUUUGGUCAGUGGCAGGCAGUGAGCUGGUGGGCAAGCGGGGGAUUCUUACAGACGCUGGGACCGGCACAAAGAUCAAAACCCUACACACCAUGCUGUCUGUGGCAUUUGGAGCUAACAAUUUGACCUUCACCGGUGCUAUGAAUGGGGAUGUGUACGUGUGGAAGGACACGACCUUGACCCGCCUUGUUCCUAAGGCCCACAAUGGCCCAGUGUUCACCAUGUUUACAACACUACGGGAUGGUUUCAUUGUCACUGGUGGAAAAGAGGGAUCGGGUAAGGACAAUGGCCCGGUGAAGCUGUGGGACCAGGAGAUGAUGAGACGCCGCGCCUUUCCUCUGACAGAGACAGGCAACAAAAUUGACGUCGUCAAGUCUGUCUGUAGGGGCAAGGGUAAGAUCCUUGUUGGCACCAAAGAUAACACAGUCCUCGAGAUCACCGAGAAGAAUGCAGCAGUGCAGGUCCUAGUGGCCGGCCAUGGGGAGGGGGAGGUGUGGGGGCUAGACACCCACCCCCUGGCCGCCAAGUUUGCAACCAGUAGCUACGAUGGGUCCGUACGAAUAUGGGAUCUGGCCAAUAAGUCAUUGGUCGGUAAGCUGACUGUUAGUGCCGCUCGCUCGGUAGCCUUCAGUCUGGAUGGAGAACUCAUCGCUGUUGGAUGUAAGAAUGGAGAAUUUUUGGUGUUCUCUGCAAAUGACUUAAAGUUACUGGGAAAGAGACGAGACAGAUCAGGGGCCAUUAACGACAUCAGAUUCAGCCCGGACAAAAAGCACCUUGCAGUGGGCUCGGAGGAGAACUGUGUGGACUUCUAUGACCUGUCCUCUGGCCCCGCCCUCAACAGGAGUGGCUACUGUAAGGGCAUCCCCAGCUUUGUCAUCCAGAUGGACUUCUCCGCCGACAGCAGAUAUAUCAGAGUGAGCACAGGUGCAUAUAUACAUCAGGUGUUUGAGGUACCAAGUGGAAAAAUCAUAGAGGAUCAGAAAAUCAUUGAUAGCAUUACAUGGGCUUCAUGGACUAGUGUGUUGGGUAAGGAAGUUGUGGGGAUCUGGCCAAAGGACUCUAGUAAUGCCGACGUUAAUUGUGCCCAUCUGUCGCACCUGGGAACAGCCCUUGCCACUGGCGACGACUUCGGCUUUGUCAAACUGUUUGAUUUCCCUUGUUCUGAAGUAAAUGCUCCCCACAAAUCAUUCGUGGGACACUCGGCCCAUGUGACCAAUGUCCGAUUUUCCUUUGAUGACAAAUAUUUAAUCAGCACGGGAGGGGAUGACUGCAGUAUCUUUGUAUGGAGGUGUUUGUAACAAUCUUGGCUCCAGAGAGUGAGAGAUAAAAAGAGAUACUCUUGUUUAUUUCAUCAAAACAGGCUAUGGAAGAUUUUAGAAUUUAAAAACUUUACGUUAAACAAAUGGUUGAGUUGGUAUACUUUAGAACUGAUAUAAAACCUAUCUAGACAUUCUAUCCUUGUAGAUUUAGUCAGUGUUAUGAAAUAUUUACAGAGAUAGAUAUAUGUAUUUUAUACUAGGAUAUUUUACAUUGUUGUAUUACAUGUGUCAAUAUGUUGUAUUACAUGUGUCAAUAUGUUUGUGAUAUUUUCCACCGCCAGGCAGCAGGUUUUGUGGUACGUGUAUGUCUGUGGAAUUCAUAAUAGGUGUCAUUGUGUAUACAUCAAGAAAGCUUGUGAGGACAUUUCAUAGCUAAAGGAGGUGUAGCGAUACAUGUAAAAAUUAUAUACAUAUAUAUUACAUAUCUAUUAUUAUCAGUACAUUUAUCAGAACAUUUUGAGGACUUUACAUGCUUUGAGUAUUUAGUGGUACAUUUAUAUGUUACAUGCCUUUAUGUACAUUGUUUCUUCAGGAAAUCUCAUUGUUUGUGUAUCCGUCCAGUCAACUCAUUCAUGUAUUGUUUUGAACAGCAACCAUUUCUCGAGACAAAGAUUUUAUAGGUAUUCUGAAUAUACGAACAUGUGCUCCUUAAUCAAAUGUAUGGUAUAUUGUAUCGUGUUAUCAAGUUUGGGUUGUAGAUUCAAGAAUUCUCAGAUUGUAAUUAUAUUCUUUAAACAUGAACAUUUACUGUAAGUGCUUGUGAAGUUGUGAAAAUGUUGUUGGUUGUAAGAGACACGCCCGACUUAAGUGAGAUCUGUUUUCCGUUAUUUAUAUAUUUCUGAUCAUCUUUGACUUGUUUUUGGCUGUGAUAGUUUGAGAUUUUUUGUUACUUCAGCAAUGAUUUAAUGAAAUGUAUUUCAUUUUUGUUUUGUCUUUAAGAAAUGUAUUUAUUCUAACAAUUGCUUGAUGCAGAUAUAGUAGUUAUAAUAAUAAAUUCUACAGAUAGACAUA